Messenger RNA from Haliaeetus leucocephalus (bald eagle), 474 nucleotides. It is a transcript of the gene PIGH, whose product is annotated as phosphatidylinositol glycan anchor biosynthesis, class H. NCBI's taxonomy places the organism in Eukaryota, Metazoa, Chordata, Aves, Accipitriformes, Accipitridae. Gene Ontology annotation, cellular component: glycosylphosphatidylinositol-N-acetylglucosaminyltransferase (GPI-GnT) complex. The transcript is spliced from 4 exons. Bases 1 to 474 code for a protein of 157 amino acids. Gene Ontology annotation, biological process: GPI anchor biosynthetic process. The record is from RefSeq and is a predicted model, not a curated record.
AUGCAGUUCUGGUCCUUUAGGAAGUGUCAGUUAUACUUUGAUUCAUCGAGCUCUGUCUUUGCUUGGCUUGUGUUACAGAAUAGUAUGGUGCUUUCUGCUGCUAUCUUCAUCACACUGUUUGGCCUGAUCAUAUACCUGCACUUCGUGAAAGUUGACCAGGAAUCCCUGUUGGUCAUCGGCUCACUCGGCAUUCAGGUGACCUCAUCCUAUGCUUCAGGGAGAGAGAGCACAACCUUCAUUGAGAUGGGUCAAGUGAAGGAUGUGGUUAUCAAUGAAGCCAUCCAUAUGCAAAAAGUUAUCUACUACCUGUGCAUCCUCCUCCAGGACCCUGGAGAUCCUCAGGGAGUAUCUGAGGUUGUGCCACUCUUUCAGAGCUCCAAGCCACGCCUGGACUGCUUAAUAGAAGUGUACAAAAGUUGUCAAGAAAUCCUGGAGCAGAGGAAGACAGCUCCACAAUCAAGUGGAAUAAAAUAG